AAACCGGAAGUGACCCACUUAGGUUCGCUUGCUAAUGCUAAUGGCCCGGAAUGGUAAAGCAGCACUCCGAAGAUGGCCGGGGUGUUUGAGGUGGAGGUUGAUGGUGUAGAGCACGACCAUGGGCUACAGCAUCACGACCAUGGGAUACAGCAUCACGAUGAGCCGCACCAGUUUGAUGUGUCCAAGCUUUCACCAGAAGAGAAGUGGAGGGUGGAGCAUGCAAAAAUGCAUGCCAAACACAAAGGUCAUGAGGCCAUGCACGCAGAGAUGGUGCUGAUCCUCAUCGUCACACUUGUCGUCGCCCAGCUAGUCCUCGUGCAAUGGAAACAGAGACAUCCAAAGUCAUACAAUCUGGUGACUCUGUUCCAGAUGUGGGUAGUUCCUCUCUACUUUACUACCAAACUGCACUGGUGGAGGUUCCUGACCACAUGGUUUAUCUUCUCUGUCAUCACAGCGUACAUCUCUUUCCGUGCCACUCGCAAGCCACUAUCCUGCACCACACCGAGGUUGGUGUAUAAGUGGUUCCUCCUUCUCUACAAGAUCAGCUAUGCCACAGGAAUAGUUGGCUAUACUGUCGUCAUGUUUACACUUUUUGGUAUAAACCUAAUAUUCAGGAUAAAACCAGAAGAUGCAAUGGACUUUGGUGUUUCACUACUAUUCUACGGUCUGUACUACGGGGUCCUGGGGCGGGACUUUGCAGAGAUGUGUGCAGACUUCAUGGCUUCAACGGUCGGGUACUACAGUGCAUCUGGCAUGCCAACCAAGCACCUCUCUGACAAUAUCUGUGCUGUGUGCGGGCAGCCCAUCCUCGUAGAUGUCAGUGAGGAGGGGAUCAUUGAGAACACGUACAGAUUAUCCUGCAACCAUGUGUUCCAUGAGUUUUGCAUAAGAGGAUGGUGUAUUGUGGGAAAGAAGCAGAUGUGCCCGUACUGCAAAGAGAAGGUGGAUCUGAAGAGGAUGUUCAGCAACCCUUGGGAGAGGCCACAUGUCAUGUAUGGACAACUUUUAGACUGGCUUCGGUACCUGGUGGCCUGGCAGCCGGUUAUUAUUGGAUUUGUGCAAGGCAUCAACUACGUCCUGGGUCUGGAGUGACCUGCGACUCAGAAAUGGACACGCACCCCAUAUGGAGAUGAUAUGCACUGGCUCUAAAGACUGAGGGCCUAACAUUGAACUAAAACACAAAUUAGAAGUGUCUAUACUUUUUGUAUAUAUUUAUAGGCACAUACUGUCUGUAUUUACAGUUUAUUUGAAUUUUAUUGGUAACCUCAAUUUGGAUGUCUUAUCAAUUUCCCAGGAUUUGCUUCACACAGCGUUACACCUUGAUGAUUGGUUUGUGCAACUUAUGGCCUAGUAAAGCGGUUCUAAAAAUCAUUAGAGGUGCUUUUUACUGAAUGAUGUCUUAAGUGUUUGUUUAUUCUUAGUUCCAGGAUGACGCUGGAGUUUUUUAUCUUCAUGUCUGAUGACUCGCAUAUGGGUAAUAAAGGUUCAAUGGAAAUCAACACAAGUCAUUGCUCCCUGGGCCUCCCAAGCCCAGGGAGCUUUGGCUGCUGCUGUAUUUGAUGUAUUCACUCAUACGAACUCAAGUAGCAUCAUUGAGAGUUCCUCUUAGCGCAGUCAGUCGUGCGUCAUGUGACAGGAGGCAUUGUCAUCGUGGGGAAAAAAAGUGUUACUUGUAGUUAAACAGGAUUCCUCAUCCAGUAGCUGAUGAGAUGUUACAGGAUUUCAAAAUGUCCUCACAGUCUUCGUGGACACUCAUCUGUACCAACAGGAAAAACGUACUUACUUUGACCGUUGACUCUUGUACAAUAUCUCAGUCACUACGUUUCUAUGAGUGGGGGAAUGUCACUCUACCAAAACAACCUCUUCUGUUUUCAUUCACAAAAUUCACUAUUUGAACUUACAUUUUAUGUCCACAAAGAAAUCUCACCUGUGGUUGUAUCUUGCCUUUUAGAUAGUUGUGGGUUUUUGGUGCCAGCUAUUUCCUUUAAAGCUACUUUCUACAAAAGAAAUGAUUCCUGUAAAAUGCUAGCUAAAUUUAAGUCCCCUUAUAUUGGGGGGCAGAAAUCUCAGAUGUCCCAAAGCUCGGCCUACUAAAACCCAAACUAUCUGCAUUGGCCAAAUACCACUAGAGGUAAGUGUAAAAAAAUAUAUAGAUUUUGUUAUUAAAUACUGGUGAACAUAAACUGUUCUGAAAUUGGGGUGAACCAGGAAGCACAAACCAAAGCGAUGAUCCCAGUGCGUAACGUGACUACAACUUUUGACUGUUCAAACCGAUGAUUAGAAGAGGACAGCAAACCAAGUUAUUGUAGAAUGAUCCUUUAACUCAGUGAGUCUUAUUUUCAUGUGAUCAGUUCAAGCCAAGCUUCCUUUGUGUGUAUUUUCUAGUCCAAAGAUGCCGGUGGUUUUUAUUUGCAACACUUUCACUUUGACCACCAACUCCAACAGAGAAGAGACUAACGUGAUCAUUUUGUUUUGUUAAUGUUUUGAUUAAGUUCAGUUAAUAAAUGUCACAUGGUUUAGAUUGUCUGGAGACGUCUUUGCAUCCUUGAGGUUUAUUUUUCAAACACUUAAAACUAAGUUAUUGUCCACUGAAUAUAUAUAGAGAGAGAUAUUGAUUUAUAUAUGUCGAGAUAGAUGUAUCUAUUUAUCAAUACAUAUAUAGAUACAGACAAUUGGAAUCACAAGACCGAGAGCUGAGAAUUAGUCAGCAUGUUUGGUUUAAGUAACCAGUGUGUAUCAACAAACUGCCAAACAUGUGUGUGGACUAGUUUUGAGGAAAUCCCCUCGUACCAAAUGGCCAUGCAUCAUGUUUGAGUGGGUAUAGGGAAGUGAAUUAUGUUUGUGUGUAUAUAUAUAUAUAGUAGUACUAGACAGCAGUCAACGGCAGAAAGAUCUCACUGGAGGAGUCGAUAUGAAGCCGUCUUCUGUUGUCGAAGCUUUGGGAUGUCUGUGUCUGCUGCUUGCAGAUGGAUUUCCAGUUUCUCAGGAUGAAUCUCCAAAGAUAUUUGGGCCACGUUACGUCAAAAUAAAAGCUCAUCCAGGCGAGCAACUGUUUCUUUACUGUGAAGCGUUUGCGAACUCUAAAGAUGCGACGCUCAUCUACUGGCUCGUCAAUGGCUCUUUCCCCGAAGACCUGCUGUGCAGUGGCAGAAUAGUAGAAUCAGAGGAAUCGACUUUAGAUAAUGGUACGAUCCUACAGAGGAGUUUGAUGUUGAAAAAUGUCACGUCAGAGGACUUAAAAUCCAACUUCACCUGCGUUGUGACGAACGCCGCUGGAAUGACCCAAAAGAACAUACUGCUGGUGGCAAGAGGAAAAAGGAGAAAACAUUUCAUGUCACGGCAGUAAAAAGUGGAAUGAUAUGAGCCACGUUUCACUUGCCCACAAACUCAUAUUUACUUAAGAGUCAAAUGUAUCUUCAAAUUUAAUAUUCUGUUAUAUUGUGUGAUGGGAGAGCGAUGUUGGAUGAAGAAAUGUACAACACUUGAGAUCCAUUUGGUUCCAGAGUAGUACAAAAUGUUUCUCUGAUGGUUUCCCAUCAAUGAUACCAGAAGUGUAAAAAGUGACUCAUUGGGAUCCUCUGGGAAGGAAGAACUUUGAGGUGAACGCAAACACAAACUGGAGUAUAUUGUUAUGUCCCCUAAUAUAUAUUUGAUGCAGCUUCCGAGGAAACAUUUAAUGUGGAACUGAAAGACCCCUAAAUUACUGUCUUUUAGAUGACUCUACCACACAGUGCUACUGACCGCAGAAUACAUAUAGAAUAUUGUAACAUUUAAUUUCUCUGCUAUUUUCUAUGUUUGUGUAUCAUUCCAGUGUCUGUGUUAAAUGUGUACACUUUUGAAACAUGUAUAAAUAUACUCCAUAAUGAGACAGUA
Messenger RNA from Cyclopterus lumpus (lumpfish), 3873 nucleotides. It is a transcript of the gene rnf121, whose product is annotated as ring finger protein 121. The transcript has 13 exons. Lineage: Eukaryota; Metazoa; Chordata; Actinopteri; Perciformes; Cyclopteridae. Gene Ontology annotation, molecular function: metal ion binding; ubiquitin protein ligase activity. The coding region runs from base 73 to 1092 and encodes 339 amino acids. Gene Ontology annotation, cellular component: endoplasmic reticulum membrane; Golgi membrane. The record is from RefSeq and is a predicted model, not a curated record.